GCUCAGACAUCCAGAGGGAGCAAAGAUCAGCGCCGCUCAGCCUCUACAGUGUUCAGGAAGAUAAACAACCGGAGGAAAACAAUGACGAUGAGGGUCGCUCUGCAAACUCUGAUAACAUGUCUGGUGUUAUCUUCAGCAUUUGCAACAACAGCUACAGUUACAAUAACUGGAUCCUCAACAACAGUGUCUGCAACUCCUUUAUCCACUAACAGUCCCUCCGCUCCAACCAGCAGUAGCCAAACGGUACCUACAGUUACAACAACUGGAUCUUCAACAACAGUGGCUGAAACUACUGUAUCCACUAAAAGUCCCUCCACUCCAACCAGCAGUAGCAAAACGACAACCACUGUUACAACAACUGGAUCACCAACAACAGUGGCUGAAACUACUGUAUCCACUAAAAGUCCCUCCACUCUAACCAGCAGUAGCCAAACGCCUAAAACCUUGAUGCCUACAGAGACCACCACAUCAUCUGAGACUGAGAUGAGCACUACAAUGUCUCCUACAACUUCAUCAUCACUCUCACCAUCCUCCACCACCUCAGGGCCUCAGACAACGGACACAGCCGUCACCACCACCACACCCCUGACCACUCCACCAACUGAGAGCACCCAAACCACCCUAACAUCCACUAACCUCCCCAGUCCAACCAGUGCCAUCACCGUGACCUCUGACCAAACGACGACACCUGCGAGCGACACCACCACCACCACCGUCUCUACCUCCACAGCUGGUUCCCCAGCCAAUAGCGUAUCCUCACAACCAGCGAGCUCAACUGGAGCUCCGACCACCACACCAUACAGUUCCUCUACUGCCAGGCUGACGUCGCCCAAGGCCCCAGCCAGCAGCCCCACAUCCGAAGGGGGGGAACAGAAACCGAAGCCUCUCAGCUCAGGAAGUGUUGCAGUUAUUGUCUGCAUGUUCCUCCUGGUGGUCGUCCUGGUGCUGGGAGGAUUGUACCACUACAAGUUUAGACGGACGUCAUACGGCCCUCUCAUGGAAAGCUUCGACCACGGCAGCAUAGGAAACUUCCCCAACCCGAUGUAUGACCCUUGAUGUUUUGGAUCUCUUAUCUCAGGAGAAUGAAGAGUCUCUGCAGACAGUACGGAUCUGCACAGAGUUGUAGCAGUAUGUGACUGUGGACGUCUGUUUCAGUUAUGGAACCUGUCAUGAACACUGGUUAAGUGGCCUAUUUCCGUGUUUUUCUGGUUAAGAACAACUUUUUAGGUGUUUUCCACUGAAAGAUGAAGUAAAAUAGUGACCUUCACAUUCAGGACACUCUGAUGCACAGAGAAACGGCCAGGAAAGGCCAAUACAGAAAACUUAGUUGGGCCUUUUAACUGACAGAAUGUGAAGCAGAAAUGAUAAUCCUGGGAACUGUGUCAGAUUUUCUUAUAUUGUCUGGGUCUAUAUGGUAUUCUUCGGGUAACAUGAAGCAAAACUGUGAGAUAAUAUUAUACGUCAAAAUGAACAGUAAAUUAGGUUUAUAGGAAGAGCCAGGAGUAACCAGAAAGUCAAACGAGUGAAAAUAAAUGCAUUUUAAGGAAGGAUUUUCAUUCAAAGACUUUUCUUUUCAGUAUUUGUGUUUAUUGAUCAGGAAAAAAAAAACGAUUAAAUAUGAAUAUUUAAAAAAAAGAGUAUUAAAUCGUAUACAAAUAAAUCGUUAUUUUAAUAACUUUGUCUGAAAACCUUCAGUUUGCUGUAGAUCAGUGAAUGACUUUAAUUUCCCUUUGCUCUGAAAGCAGGACAAAGUUUGGAUUGUAGUUUUAAACUAAGGAUGCUGUUUGUUUGUGUGAAAAAUAAUGUUUUAAUCCUUUGCUGUUUCUUUAAGUUUGAAAUUUAAUUGUUUAAGUAAAAAUACAGAUAAAAAAACAAACAGUGAUGCAUUGAUAAAGAUCAUUUUGGAGAAAUUAUUUGUAGUUCAUAGUUCUUUACUGGGUACAGUUUUUUUCUUUUGUCAUACAGGAAUCCUGAGUGUCAAUAUACAUGUCAGAAAACAGUGUGGUCAGCUAAAUAAGUUAAUAAAGAAUAAAAUGAGACAUUUUUAAAAUUAUUAAAUAAAUAUUUUAUUUGUUGUUUCUUUGUUAGAUUAAGCAUGUAACUCAUAAAAU
Molecule: messenger RNA, 2111 nt
Organism: Cyprinodon variegatus (sheepshead minnow)
Lineage: Eukaryota; Metazoa; Chordata; Actinopteri; Cyprinodontiformes; Cyprinodontidae
Product: mucin-5AC-like
Exons: 4
Coding region: 82-1056 (324 amino acids)
Cellular component (GO): Golgi apparatus; late endosome; plasma membrane
Source: RefSeq, a predicted model, not a curated record